Molecule: messenger RNA, 771 nt
Organism: Fulmarus glacialis (Northern fulmar)
Lineage: Eukaryota; Metazoa; Chordata; Aves; Procellariiformes; Procellariidae
Gene: ARL6IP4
Product: ADP-ribosylation factor-like 6 interacting protein 4
Exons: 5
Coding region: 1-771 (256 amino acids)
Source: RefSeq, a predicted model, not a curated record
AUGGCCCACAGCCAGUCUCGGAAGCGAUCGCGAAGCAGGAGCAAAAGCAAUUCUCGGAACAGACAGGAGAGGAAGGAGAAGAAAAAGAGGAAAAGCAGCAAGGACUCACGCCGGGGCAGCAGCUCUCCUCCAAGGAAGCGGACCUCUGGGUCUCACAGACAGAAGUCGAGCUCAGCGGCAGCUAGGGAAGAAAAGAAGAAAGAAGGAAAGGACAAAAAGAAGAGGAAGGCAAGUACCUCUUCCUCUGAGACAGCAUCUUCAUCCACUGGCUCCUCCUCGUCUUCCUCUUCCUCCAGCUCCUCUUCUGAUGACUCCAGUGACAGUGACUCCAAAACGAAGAAGAGUCGACACAGCAAAAAAAAGCGAGCAAAACAGAAAGACAAAAAGAAGAAGAAGAAGAGAAUAAAGAAGAAAUCAAAAAAGAAGUCAAAGGAAAGGGCUAAGGAGGAGAAAGCCAAGGGAGAAGUGGUGCCCGGCCCCUCGCUGGAGCAGUGGCAGAAGGAGUCACUGGUGGACUCUGGACCAGUUUUGACAGACGAACAAAAAUCCCGAAUCCAGGCUAUGAAGCCAAUGACAAAGGAAGAAUGGGACGCGAGGCAGAGUGUCAUAAGGAGAGUUGUGGAUCCUGAAACAGGGAGAACCAGGCUUAUUAAGGGAGACGGAGAAGUACUAGAAGAAAUCGUCAGCAAGGAGAGACACAAGGAGAUUAACAAGCAAGCCACCCGGGGGGACGGGCUGGCCUUCCAGGUGAGGACGGGGAUGCUGCAGUGA